AUGCGCGCGUCCGACCGCGAGCGCGCGUCCGGGGCGGGCGCGAGGCGAGGCGCACGCGCGCGAAGGAAACGGGGGGCGAACGUCGUUUUGAGUCCCCUCUCGCGUGUCGUCGCGCUGUGCGCGCUCGCGUGCGUCGGCGUGGACGCUCGGGGAGAACGAACGCGUGGUUUGGAGGGAGUGAUGUUACUCGGAGACGGGAGCGCACCGACGUCGGUGUACGUAGAUGGGCCUCAGAUGACGGUGGACGCGAGCGCGAGGGCGCCGAGCGGGGUCUCGGUGAGGGGACAUGGGAGGUGGGACGCGAGACGUUUGUUUCACGAGGUGGCGGUUUCCGUGAGAGACGCGAGCGGGACGUACACGAGCGCGCAGUGCUCGAUGCGGCACGUGUGGACGGUUCCGGUGUUUAAUACGACGACAAAUGUGACGAAGAUGGAAUGGAGAAGCGCGCCGGCGUUCACAACGGCGAGGAAGAUGGACGCGCAGGGACGGUCGACGACGACGAUGACCAUUGGUCCGUAUGAGAAGGGAUACUUGCUCACGCCGAGAUGUCGCGUCGGCGGAGGCAAGGGUACGGCGAUAAAGUACACGGUGUGGGCAACCAGUCACUUUCAGAUGAAACUUUUAGGGCGCCUCGUCGUCGGAGUGGUGUUGUUGGUCGUGGCGCCGCACGUGGCGAACUCGGUGACGUGCUUCUACACAGUGGCAAUGACGCUAUCGACGCUCGCUCUGGCAAUGAUCGUCAUACACAGAUUUGCUCGAUCGAUUCCGGGCGGGAGAAUGGCAAAGCGCACGAUAGUACUCGCUGGAUUUGCGACGUAUCACUUCGUGCCCGCGGAGCAGUGGCAGAGCGUGAUGGACAUGUACAUGCAGGUGUCGAUGAAACCCGUGACCAUGGUUCUUCACCUGAUAAAACGGCGUUACGCCAGUGCUAGCCUAGAGACCAUUCUUUCCGAAGAUCCAUGGGCCCUUUAUGGCGCCCUAACCGGUUUUGGAUUGAUCGUUCUCGGCGCUGGCGUCGGAAGGUGGCUCGUGAAGUCAUUCGUCCUGGACACAAUGACUGGAGGCGUGGCGGCUCCGGUAAGAUCUUUCGUGACAACUUUCAUCCGAUUCAUCGGUUGUGGGUUGAUUCAGUUUAGUUCACGGGAUGUUUCAAGCGCGACUGCGAUGGUCGUGUGCGCGGUGACGUAUUGUUUGUACGCUCCAGUCGUGCGAGUGUCCGAUCGCAUCGUCGACGCCGCUCGCCGCACGGUGCACGGCAGUUCCUCCAACGAUGACUACCACGACGAAUUCCACCUCCAUCGCUUGAGCAAUUCGGAAUCGGAAUCGGAUUCUGAGGAGGUAGAGCGAACUCGAGGAGCAUUGUACACGUUUGGGCUUCGCCGUCGUCGAAGACCGCUCCCCGAAUCCCUCGAUCCUGACCCUCGGACGCCGCCGAGGAGAAUGGACACGGCGAGAAUGGACACGCCCAACCUCGAGCGUCGAUAUCUCAUCCACUACGUCCACCACAACGUCAUCCGAGCGCUAAGGUACGUCCCCGGUGUUCAAUGGUUUGUACAAAGCACCAGCACGACGGAAUCCCACACCAGACGUGGUUCGGAUGAAUCCGCCGCUGAGACGGAGGUUCCGCCCGUGGGUUCCGCCGCCCGCGCGCACGGACGCUUCCUCACCGAGGAGGAACACGUCGCCACAGGCGCGAUCGCCACCGACCAAGCGCUCGAGCAUCUCGCGAAAUCGCCUGAAUUCGCGAUUUGGCUCGCCAAAAACGCCCACAGAGUCCGCGUCACCCCUCGAUGA
This is a messenger RNA of Ostreococcus tauri, 1794 nucleotides long. Its product is annotated as Transmembrane protein 194. The coding region runs from base 1 to 1794 and encodes 597 amino acids. Lineage: Eukaryota; Viridiplantae; Chlorophyta; Mamiellophyceae; Mamiellales; Bathycoccaceae. The record is from RefSeq and is a predicted model, not a curated record. The transcript is spliced from 2 exons.